Messenger RNA from Colletotrichum godetiae, 1919 nucleotides. Its product is annotated as mitochondrial import inner membrane translocase subunit Tim54. The record is from RefSeq and is a predicted model, not a curated record. Lineage: Eukaryota; Fungi; Ascomycota; Sordariomycetes; Glomerellales; Glomerellaceae. The transcript is spliced from 2 exons. Bases 180 to 1646 code for a protein of 488 amino acids.
UCGGCGAAGCUCUUAUCGCGACUAAAAUUUCCGAAAACCUCACUCCCGUUCUCCUGGCCUGAGGUAGGACAUAUCGAGGCAUUGCGAGCCAUCGUUCUCACAAUCGCAUCUCCAGUACGGCACUUAUCGCCAUACACAAAAAGUCUCCAACCCAGCCAUAUUCCCAAGACAUCCCCAUUAUGGCGGACUCAAACCCCACGCCGCCCGAGGCGGCCCCAAAAGCACCGACUCCCUCUCCCGCGACGACUACCUCAACAACCACAACGACAGCCACCUCCGCCGCAGAAGGCUACAAAGCCGCGAAACCGAACCCAGUCUGGCAAAUGAUGGGCCUCCGCGGGCCCCCCAAACGCCUCCCCUCCCGCAACUGGCUCAUCUUCCUCUCCAUCACAGGCACCAUAUCCGCGGCCAUCAUCUACGACAAGCGCGAAAAGAAGCGCGCCACAGCCCGCUGGGCCGCCGCCGUCUCCCCCCUCGCCCGCGAACCCGUCACAGACCCCUCCCAGCUCCCGCGCAAACUCACAGUCAUCCUCGCCUCCCCACCCGGCGACGGCCUGCGCGUCGCGCAGGACCACUUUAUCGAGUACGUGAAACCCAUCCUCGCCGCGUCGGGUCUGGAUUGGGAGUUUGUACAGGGCCGGCAGCAGGGUGACGUCCGCGCCGCUGUGGCGGAGAAGAUUCGGAGGCGAAGGAGCAGGGAGGAGAGGCCUGAGGUCGAGCUGCUCCCUACCGAGGAGAAUCUCCGCGACGCCGUGCGCGCGAAGAACGGCACGCCCGAGUUCGAGGGUCCCGGGGGCGACAUCGUUAUUGGGAGACACGCGUGGAAGGAGUACAUUCGCGGUCUACACGAGGGCUGGCUCGGCCCCCUUGACCCGCCUCCCAAGCCCGAGGUAGUCUCUACCCCUGAGCCCAUAGCAUCCGAAGCAACAUCAGACUCUACAUCAACAGAAAUAGCAGAGAGCGGUGCCGUCGAAGCAGAAAAGAAGGAGGAGGAAAAGCCCAAAGAAGAAGAAAAGAAAUCAGACCGCCCCCGCCAACCCGUCCCCCACAACACUACGGCAGACUACUCGGCCUCCCACCUCCCCUCCACCCUCCCCGCCGAAUUCUCCCCCUCGGAACCGGUGCAAUUCCCCCACCUCCUCGGCUUCGCGGGCACCUUCACCCGCAUGGGCCGCUUCUUCAACCGCCGCCAGCUAGCAGACGACGUAGGCCGCCAAGUCGCCGCCGCCUGCUUCGCCCACGCCCGCGAAUACCGCGACGCCGAAGCCGACACCUCCACCUCCUCUUCGGACCAGGACGCCGUCCCCACGCCGUACGAACAACAGCGCGCUCUGGCGCACGAGGAACGCGACUGGGUGAAAUCCGUCUGGAAGCCCGUCGACGACGCGACGGCCGACGAGGAGGAGAAGACCAAGGAGCGCAUCUGGGCUUCGCCCAUGGUCGUGGACGCGCGCAUCGCGCAGCGUAUGCGGCGGUUCGAGAUCCGGCCCGAGGACGAAGAGCGCGCAAAGGGGAUUGUUAUCCCUGAGACGGAGAUUGAGGGCUGGAUCAAGGGGACGGUGCGGUCUUUGGGGUUGUGGGGGUGGAGUGUGAUCAAGGGGGAGGAGCGGAAGGGUCCUAACGUUGGAAACAUUGACGACGAGUAGACUCUCCCCUUUGAUGUUUACUUUUCCCUUCCGUAGAGGUGUACAGUUGGCGACGACUGAGGUGGCUGAUGUGAAGAAUACCUCAGGAAAAGGAGACGAUGUAUAACUAUCUUGACCACCACCACCCCACACAGCUCUAGGGAAAGCGACUGGGAAAGGAGGGUUCACAGCAUAUUGUAAUUCUAGCUUGUCAUUUCUCGUUCUUUUUCCUUUAUACUCGUCCGUCUCUGCUGCAUGGAUAAGAGCGCGGGAGGUUAUCAUAGAAUAGACUAU